UACAUAACAUUAUAUUAAUGUACGUCGUAAAACAAGUUUAUUAGAUGUGUAGAAAAAUUUGCCGCUACGUAUUCCUAUGGCUUUAUGACACAACUAUUAUCAAGCAUGGCUGCUAUUUGCGUAGUAAUGGUACAAGUUUCGCAAGACGCAUCUAGUUUUAAAUCAAUUCGUUUGGUUACUUCUUUGGCUUUCUUCGCGGCGAUGAUCAUACAGCUGGCAAUACAAUGUUUCACUGCUAACGAGCUGACUUAUCAAGCUGGUCGAGUGUCAGAAGCAAUAAUGCACUGUAAAUGGGAGCGCAUGUCGUCGCGCCUCCGUCGAAUGCUUGUUAUUGCCAUGGUGAGGACGCAACGCCCGCUCCGCUUAACUGCAGCCGGCUUCGCUAAUAUGGACAACAAUUGCUUUCUAGCUAUCAUGAAAGCUGCAUAUUCAUAUUACGCUUUUCUAAGCCAAAAACAAGUUUAAGCAAACACAUUCAUGCAAUUAAAAUAAAACAACAUAGGUAUCAUUCGAAUAUUUCUUAAACACCAUAAUUAAAAUACAAAAACAUGGGCACAGAUAUCCUAAUGUAGAAAUUAAACUAUCACAGAUGGUUUUAUUUUAGAAAAACCAAAAAACAUUGUAAAAGUAGAAAAUAAAUAAAACUUGUAGCUAAAUAUAAAUAGUUUCUUAUUUCAACGAAUAUAAUAAUAUUAUUAAUUAUGCCUAGGUUAUCGUUUAACACUAAGGUUUAACACAAUAAACAAACGAUUUAGUGCAGUGUUAAUUGUUAUUAUAACCAGCAUUAUGCAAUCUACAAUAAUUAUGACUUUAUGAGUAUUUUUUUUCAUACUUGUAUAAAUCUUUAUUUGUACCAAUAAUUAUCUAAAAGUCAUAAAAUAAGCUAAAGUUCCAAAAGGGAUGGCUUGGGCGUAACGGAACGUGAUUUACUUGGAGUUUUUACGUUUAUGACGGUCAUCUCCUCGCACCUGUAAAGUUUCAAAAAGUUUAUAAAUAAUCACGAUAUUUUUUUUAAUAUUAUAUAUGUAAUAUUUUAAUAGAAAGACUACGAGCACAUACUUUAUAACAUCGUAUGCACAUUCAAAUUCAUAGAUAAAAAAUAAUAUACGUCUUGUCUAACUUUAAAUUAUUAUAAUAACUUAUAUCUUGCAACUUCACAAAUUCUAUUUAUGUAACCGGUAACUUAUGAUUCUAUUUUUAAAUAUGUAUUAUCUAUUUUUAAAUAUAAUUU
Colias croceus (clouded yellow) is the source of this 1231-nucleotide messenger RNA. RefSeq names its product odorant receptor 94a-like (gene Or-60). Lineage: Eukaryota; Metazoa; Arthropoda; Insecta; Lepidoptera; Pieridae. Gene Ontology annotation, molecular function: odorant binding; olfactory receptor activity. Gene Ontology annotation, cellular component: plasma membrane. The record is from RefSeq and is a predicted model, not a curated record. Gene Ontology annotation, biological process: sensory perception of smell; detection of chemical stimulus involved in sensory perception of smell. The transcript has 5 exons. Bases 85 to 465 code for a protein of 126 amino acids.